GGUUUACGGCGUUUCCUGUGUGAAAGGCACGUUGCUUUCCGGCCUCCCUUCUGAUGCCCUUGUAGCCAUGCAUGAGAUGAGCAAGGAAAGUAAGCAGCGUUUGCAGCAGCUGUUCAAAUGCGGCCAGUUCACCAUCCGCUGGGGAUUUAUCCCCAUGGUCCUUUACUUAGGAUUUAAAAGAGGAGCUGAUCCUGGAAUGCCACAGCCUAAUUUACUUAGUUUGCUUUGGGGCUAAAGAAAGCUACACAACAAGAAUUCUCAACUUCAAAUAUAAAGAAGAUCAGCGAUAAAAGAAUAAGAGUAUUGAAAUUUAAGAGAACGGCAUGACGUUUUUCAACAUAGCGUAAAAUGGACCAACACAGACAUUUAUUUAGUAUGAUGUCCGUAGAAACAAAACCACUGUCAAUUCACCACCUCUUUAACAUAUUCAAAGGAUGACUGUGUUUUCUAUUGAAACAUAAAAUGUUAUUUAUUUGCAGUGCUUAAAUUGAUUUUGUUUAAAUAACAUUUUUUUUAUAUAAAUGUUUAACUUACAUAUGUUUAUCCUAUCCUGAAAUGUCGUUUAUCUUGAAUGUAUGGUCUGUUUAAAACAGGAAACAAAACAAAUAUAAUUGUUUGUUCAUUCUUA
Molecule: messenger RNA, 628 nt
Organism: Pelobates fuscus (common spadefoot toad)
Lineage: Eukaryota; Metazoa; Chordata; Amphibia; Anura; Pelobatidae
Gene: TOMM7
Product: translocase of outer mitochondrial membrane 7
Exons: 3
Coding region: 68-235 (55 amino acids)
Biological process (GO): protein import into mitochondrial matrix
Cellular component (GO): mitochondrial outer membrane translocase complex
Source: RefSeq, a predicted model, not a curated record